GCAGCGCGGACAAAGCUUAGAAAUUUCAGCAGAACCAACAGCAGCACGUUUGCCAGCCGACGUGUGUGCUGUUCGUCAUGGCUUCUCAAGGCCAGCGGUAUACGCUCUGCGGUUUUUCCCAGGAACUUGACUGGAGACCUUUACACUUCGUCGAGCCUGUUCCGGCCCACAGAAUAUGCAAUGCUUGUGGCGUAAUCCCCAGUAGUACUGCCCUUCUCCCAUGCGAACACGUGCUGUGCCGCAGCUGUUACGUGCACUGCUUGCUCGAGGAUGAAGUACACGCCUGUCCGCUCGACGGUGACCACUUUGUAGAAGAAGACGCUCAAUGGAUACACUUUCCUUUGGAGAACUUGCUCAAGCGCAAGGUAAAAUGCUGGAAUGCAGAACACGGCUGCGCCAAGGUUUUGGCUGCAUCAGAGCAAAUCAAGCAUUUUUGCGAAGACUGUGACCACCACUCUUUGUCCUGUCCCGAAUGUUCAAAGGUCGUGCUACGCAGAGAUGUGUGCGAUCAUCUACAGAGCAAAUGCAGAGAUUACGCGAUGUCCACGACGCCCGGUUCUUCGCAAACGAUCGACAGUUACAGCCAGGAAAUGAUGACAGCUGUGAAUGCAAGCAUGGACGCGCACGUAGGUGAAAUGAAAGACAGGCUAGAGCAAGUUAUUAGAGAUAAUAACGGUCAUAGUGACCGCCUCGACGAGAUUUUACAUUGCGUGAACACGAUGAAAGAAAUGCUGCUAGAGGUAUCAAGUAGAAGUAGAACACUUGAGAACGUUGCAUCACAAACAGCAGCUAGCAUAUCCUGCUCCAAAGCAAUACAGGAAGCUUUGAUUGAGCACGGUGAAAAGUUGCAGGAGCUUGCGCAAACCACAAAUAAUUCAAAUGAAGCACAGAUGAGAGCUUUAGAAGACACGAAUCGAGCUUUAGAACACCUGAAAGAAAAUACGGCAAAGACGCUGCAACCCGAAUUACGGGAAUGUUCGGUGGCUGACACCACUGCGCUCAAGAAAGUUUCAGACAACGUCGGUACGCUGGCUGAGACCUUCGGAAAACUGUUGCAGCAUUCCACGAACAGAAUCUGCACAAAUCUGGCACAAAUUGAUGCUAGGAUUGGGGAAGCAGAGGACCGUGCGGAACAAAGUGUAUUGAGUGCAACAAAACAAAAAGAACUGGCCCUAAACACUCUCAAUAUUAGGCGAUACGAGUUUUUUGUGAAAGGACUGAAAGCAAUCGAAAAAAGCGCACAUUCAGAAGGCAUUCAUAUCUACAAAUGUGGAAACAUGUACAUGUCUGGCUAUCACUUGUCCCCAGGAGUUGAACUAAAGAAAGUGGGGCAGCAUGUAUUCCUUCGCGCUAGAUUACAGCUACACAAGGGAGUGAUUGAUGAAUACCUUCAGUGGCCUUUCAAUGAGAAAAUUCGCUUGACUAUCAAACAUCCAUCGAGAGCCAAGCAGUGCCAGUUCUCAGAUAACACUACGGAUUCACUCAAGUGCUAUGGAAGGCCCGAAGAAUCAAGUAACCGAGCAGUACGUUUCAGCGACAUUUCAUUCCGCGUGGAUGAGCUGAAGCAAGAAGGAUACGUCACGGACGACAGCCUUCAUGUAAUGUGGGAGCUUGUUCCAAAAGACUUAGAGAAAUAACAAUGAUGGGGGCACUUUACGUAUUUUCGCAAACAGUUAAGCUGUUGAAACUGUUAUGAAUGGAUAUCAGUCUUCCACGUACCUGUGUGGAAAAUAAAAUAAAGCUUGCUUCGUAGCUCUAUAUAAUACCUCUUGUAUAUCUAUCAAUAAAAUCGACAUCCCAUUGCCAGUAAUUUCUGGCUAUAAAGUAGGGCUGAAUCUUGGCGCGUGUCUUUCGAAGGAAGUCCAUUGUAGAUGACUCCAAGUUGGAAAGGACACUGUUGUGUUAUGUCACUUCUUCCUUGAAUGAACACUUGUUGCUCUUACACUAUGGAAAUUGCCACUCUCAAGAAUUGCCUUUCAUUGCUGCCGAACGACUCCAAGUCGAGCGGAAGAUUGUUUUUUUUUUUUUGCUACAAUGCACAGGCUCUCCUUCCUCAUAACUUUUCGCAAACUCCUUUCAGACAUACGAUGCUUGUUUUCCAUGCACGACGAGUAACAAUGUCGAAAGUAUACGUAUAGCGCCACUCAUAGUUAGAAUGUGUGGUCAAAAGUGCUGACAAUGUAGCUGGUUUUAUUUAGCCAAUAAAAUCACUGGUAAAUAAAUUUUAAAAAUAGGGCUGUCGAGUGUCACUUAUUUUCCUUCUAGAAGUUGCAAGGGGUUGUCCUGCGCCCUAUUCUUUAGAACAAAGGCGUGAAAUACGUGUAAAAUGAGAUCGUCAAUUUACAAUUUUUUUCCAAUACAGUAUUUUUAAGUCACUUUACUGCCAAUUGGUUCACGGGCAAAAAUUUGCUAGGUUUCUACGAUUUCGCAAUUUCCAAUAUAGCGCAUUGUUAGCGGUGGUGGCUAGGAGUGAAAGCUGGCAUGGUCCAUUGGGCCUACACUUGUAGCUAAUGUCAAACCAGUGGCACUGUUCCCUUUAAAAGGUGUAGAGAGGCGUUGUAUUAAUGGUGAGAUUGAUUCCUUUUUCCCCUAAAGAGCCUCGCAGAAUUCUUUCUCGUGCUCUGGCCAGGUUUCAGUAAAGGACACGACUGCGGUUGUUAUACAGUCUCGUAGACACGCAACAUUGAAAAAAUUUUGCGGUUUCCUCUCAAUCAUUGGCAAAAGCUGUUUACAGGACCUUGCGCUAAAAGGACAAGAAAUACUAGUUCACCUAACGGUUUUGCAUUAGUUUUGAAUCAUUACUGUUCAAUUGAACGGCGCUGAGCGGUGCUUAGUUUUCCGCUGGGACUAAUGUACCUUAGCGGUACAUUAGUACCCGAGCCAGCAAGUAACAGCAGCCUGCCGUGCCAAUGCCGCCUACGCGCCGAUGCCCUCUCCCCUCGCACACCUGGCGCGCUGUGGAAUCAGAAGGUGUUCCCUUUCGCCCGCUCUGCUGCCUCGAUGCGCGCUCGCGCUGAGAGCGAGGGUGCCAUGGCGCCACGGCGAUACCCUCACGCAACACCUGGUGCACCUGUGAUGCUCACCCACGACGUGUCGGCGCAGCCAAUGGCGAUGUGAGUGUACGUGUCGUGUUGAUCCUACAUACAGAACCGACUUUAUCGCUCAACGGACUAUUUGGCGCUUUCCAAUUAACAACAGUAAGAAAAACUCCGAGCAGUUGAUUUAUACGCUUACGAUUUAUACAAUACGACGGACGAAAUGCGUGCGUAUGUAAGAGCUAUCGCAAACACAUGCACGUACACGCGCGCAAGCUACACUGUAAAAAAAUUCCGUAGUUAUACAGAGGAUUUCCGUCAUUAUACGGAGAACUGCAGGUAAAUAUACGAAAACUACGUCAUAUUUCAAAAAUACGGCAAAAUCUGCCGUUAAUAUACGGAAACUGCUCUCCGUUUUCAGCUUUACGGACAUUUUCACUGUAAUCAUAUGUACGGCUAUACACUGUUUUGGACGAAACAGACAGAAUUCCGUAUUUUUGUUACGCGAACAUCGGUAUUAUUGUGAGAAAAUUUAAGCUGUCUGAAUGAGCGCUCGUGCUCGUAAAGUUUCAGCUAACAAUAUUUUAUUGAACACGCAAACUGUACGCAUUAUGAAGAUGCGUACAAAAUGUGAGAGCUAGCCUUCUACCAAAAGCUGCAAUAACAGAUCGUAUAAAUAUAUAUACGCAUCUUCUAUUGCGGUCGCAGUUUGCCGCGUAUAUGGGCCUCGCUGAUCAUAUGCGCAAAUAUAUGCGUGUUCUCGCAAUCUUCUCAAAUUAAGCGCUUUGUAGUUAAUAACACAGCAUAUAUGUUUAAGUGAACGAAGAGCCGUGGACAUACGUGCAUACGUAAACAAGCUCGCAGCAUUCAGGUGCUGGUGCACUGGGAAUGACAUUGGUGCUCUGUAUACGCCAAAAAUUGUGCGCACUCUAAAUCAGUACCGAAACGCAGGGAGUGGUAUAAUGACCGUAACGGCGUUUAUAUUUUGCAACAAAUGGUCUCGAAGGGGGCUGGCGGCCUAUAGAUCCAAGUACAACGGUCGGAUGAAAUUUUCGAAUGCGGCAAGCAAUUAACCCAAGUGUCAAAGGGCAUUGCUGAACCGCAAUGUAGAUGGUUUAACUCAUUCCCAUAAUAUUUACAAAAUAUCUCGUCUCUGACAGUAACUGCCCAUUCGUUGAGAAAAAUCGAUUACGCAUAAUCUUCACUGUUCAUGUGUUAAUUCUUGCGAUAAGAUGUAAUCGCAAACAUUUGGCGCUUCAUCUUGAAACAAGACCGGUAAGCGCGCUCGUUCUUGUAUACGGUAGAAUAAAGAACGCGAACAUGCACCGACAUGUGUGUAAACUACUGGAAGGUGACUGAAGAUGAAGGACCUAUUACCGUGCUAGUACCGUGUGUACUGUCAAAAAGAAGAAAAAAAUAAUCCGGAAAGAAAGAAUAAUGGCCAGUGCCGAGAUGUAACGAUUCAAGCUUUAUUUCUUUUUGACCUAGAAUUGCAACACCAUUAGUUCCAUGUGCUUUAUUAAACUCAUUAGAACUCAUUAUUUACCCGUUCAUUACAUGAACCAACCAGCCCAAAUUAUCACUAUACUAGAGAUUAUGGGCGCAUCGCAGUGCUUUGCUUUGCACUUCAUUGCAGCACAGGGGUUUGCUAACCCCAGUAGCGAACGCUUUGGUUGACCUCCCUGCCUUUCUGCUUCUUGCAUUCUCUCUCCCUUUGUAUAAAACGCACUAACUUGUGGGAGAGAAAGCGUUCUCCUCUUUUAUAAAUCAAUUAAUUGUCAAGUAAUUAUAUUGCAGUUCCAGCAACUAGAGCUCAAAUGCGAAAACGAAACCGAUUCAGUUCUGUUCUCCGCGCUCACAGAGUGCUGCACCAGGGGGCAGCGCGCGCUGCGCGUCCGUUAGGAGUGGCAGACGGAGCUGCUCAUGUGUAGUCAGCCGGAAUUUUUCGUGUCGUGUUGUAAAAGUUGUUAAUUUGCCGUAAAUAUCUCUUGAUUUGUACUCAAGAGUGGAGCAAGACUCCAAGGAAGAGAGAUUGACGCAUUGGGAGCGAAGAACAGAAACGAUGGAUGGUUACGCUGCUUGGGUCUCGGCACGUUCGAAUUGGCAAAGUUCCGAAUUUGUCGCUGUGUUUUGUACGCUUGUGCGCUCGUCAUUUGCCGUCAUCGCGCGGAGAUAUUUGCGCUGGAUGUCUUUCACUUCGUGUACAAAACUCUGCACGCUGCCGCAUCGAAGAAGUUGUCCUGUGUUUGGGUGCACGUAUGCGCUUGGACACGGAUAGCCUGCUUGCUCUCAACGGGUGUUCAACAGUCUACGCGCACUCGUAACUUGCUCAUGAGGUAAGCCCAUUUUAAUCUUAUUUGGUUUGCAUAACGUAGGUGUUAAAAUGAUGUGUGGUAAGCCGGUGUCGCGAACAGAAAUAUUGUUUCAAAAGACCACUAUGCAACGUCUUAGAGCAAAAAUGACGCAUGAAUGGGGAUAGGGAUCACCCUAUCUUUUCAGAUCGAUUCCAGUCGUAGCGCGAUCGGCUCGAUCGUAACCUUUUGCUCACUCGCGUUAAAAGCAUAGAAUAAAACUGCGCUCAGUGGCGCACUUGUAUUGAAGCUUGUAUUGGCUUGAGAGCAUACUGUAUCCGAUACAAGAACUUCUGUUAAAAUACGGAAAUAAACGUUCGAGGCAAUACCAGUCGCUCACUACCUGUGAUCGUUACUUUCUUGCUUGGGUGCACGUUUUAAUUGUGACCAGAAAAAAGUUCUUCGCUCUGGCUGUGCUGUGUUUCUUUAGGGCAACUUUUUGCGGUGCAGCAAGACGUGUUGCUUCGAAUGAUGUCUGGGCAGUCAAGGCAUUCGUGUCAGUAAGCAAGCAGUAAACGGUGUAUCAGUGCGAAAAAAUUUGGACAUACAAGAGAAGCGAAUGGUAUCAUGAUAGACUCUAUUUUACAAAUAAUUCAGUUGUAUUACUAAAGCGGAGAGUGGAUAUGCAUGAAAGUCGGAUAUUAUUGAUACUCAGAAAAAACAAGGUAACAUAUCAUUACUAAUUAAUCUUUUUCUUUUACUGAAAGGCAAGUUGCUGUUGUGCUGGAGCUGAGGAGAGGUCUGCUGCCUGCAAUGGGUCCAUCUCUCUCAAGUUAUCGCAGUAUUAUAGCUCUCAAAGUUCAAAAAAGUAUGGUGGAAGCUGUUACCAAGGUUCCGACCAGAAAAGACAGCCAGUAUAAAAUGGUCCACACCACUGAUCUCUACUACAGGGGAUGGACAGCAUAUCGAGCACCCUCGACUGAAGCCAACCUUGUCCCGGAAGUUGGUGCUUCACAACUUUGCGGCAGCACUUCGUUUGCACGGCCUGUGGAGACAAGGUUUCUUAGACUUGGCCAUGGACCUCAAGGAAGAUGCCGAGGCCACAGGCAGUUCCUCCAGUGACCGUGAAAAGGUCCCCUGGGGCACAAGUCUAAUUUGGCACGCCUACCUUUCUCUUGCAGCUUUUCUGUCUACUUAGCUAACCAGCAGCAAGUUUAUCCUUGCAAGCGUUUUGUGUCAAGAACAACUUUCACCAGUAAGAAGUGCAAGACGAGUGAUUGAAAAAAAUAAAGUUGCUUCUGUUAUCUAAGAA
This is a messenger RNA of Dermacentor andersoni, 6638 nucleotides long. Lineage: Eukaryota; Metazoa; Arthropoda; Arachnida; Ixodida; Ixodidae. The record is from RefSeq and is a predicted model, not a curated record.